This is a messenger RNA of Hippocampus comes (tiger tail seahorse), 8725 nucleotides long. RefSeq names its product filamin-C-like. Gene Ontology annotation, molecular function: actin filament binding. The transcript has 49 exons. The record is from RefSeq and is a predicted model, not a curated record. Lineage: Eukaryota; Metazoa; Chordata; Actinopteri; Syngnathiformes; Syngnathidae. Bases 149 to 8479 code for a protein of 2776 amino acids. Gene Ontology annotation, biological process: actin cytoskeleton organization.
CGGCUGGCUAUCAGGCCGCGUGUUAUUAUGGUCUGGCAAGAACAUUCCAGGGAGUCCUCCACACUGAGGCACACGCUCGCUCCUUCUGAGGCGGAAACUCGUCUCGUGCCACUUUUGCGCUGGUUUGGCGCGCUGUUCGGGCCCCACCAUGAUGCCACAGCAGCACCUCCAGACUUUGCCGCUGGAUGACGAUCCGGAAGAUGAGCAGGAAUUGGAGGAGAUGCCGGCCACGGAGAAGGACCUGGCCGAAGACGCGCCCUGGAAGAAGAUCCAGCAGAACACCUUCACCAGGUGGUGCAAUGAGCACCUGAAGUGCGUCCACAAGUGCAUGCUGGACCUGCAGAAGGACCUGGCGGACGGCCUGAGGCUCAUUGCCCUGCUGGAGGUCUUGAGCCAGAAGAACAUGUACCGCAAGUACCACGCCAGGCCCAACUUUCGCCAGAUGAAGCUGGAGAACGUGUCGGUAGCGCUGGAGUUCCUGGAGCGACAACACAUCCGCCUGGUGUCCAUCGACUCAAAAGCCAUCGUGGACGGGAAUCUGAAGCUGAUCCUCGGUCUGAUCUGGACGCUCAUCCUGCACUACUCAAUCUCCUUACCCAUGUGGGAGGACGAGGACGACAAGGACGCCAGGAAGCUGACACCCAAGCAGCGUCUUCUGGGCUGGAUCCAGAACAAGGUGCCCCAGAUGCCCAUCACCAACUUCCACCGCGACUGGAGGGACGGCAAGGCACUGGGUGCCCUGGUGGACAAUUGUGCCCCAGGUCUCUGUCCAGACUGGGAAACUUGGGAUCCAGGUCAGCCAGUGGAGAACGCCAGAGAGGCCAUGCAACAGGCAGAUGACUGGUUGGGCGUUCCUCAGGUCAUCGCUCCAGAAGAGAUCGUGGACCCCAACGUGGACGAGCACUCGGUUAUGACCUACCUGUCACAGUUUCCCAAAGCCAAACUGAAGCCGGGCGCCCCCUUGAGGGCAAAGACUCUGCAUCCCAAGAAGGCCAAAGCCUUUGGGCCCGGCAUUGAAGCUCGUGGGAACGUGGUUCUCAAACCAGCAGAAUUUCUGGUGGAAACGGUGGAGGCCGGACUGGGCGAGAUUCUGGUUUAUGUUGAAGACUUGGAGGGGCACACAGAAGAGGCCCGAGUGAUCCCCAACAAUGACAAGAACCGAACCUACUCGGUGGUCUACCUACCCAAAGUGGAGGGUCUCCAUAAAGUCAAGGUUCUGUUUGCGGGCCAAGACAUUGACGGGAGCCCUUUCAUGGUCCAUGUCUCCAAAGCGAUGGGGGACCCGACCCGGGUGCAGGCUCGCGGCCCGGGACUGCAGAACGCGGGAAACAUGGCUACCAAGCCGACCUACUUUGACAUCUACACAGCCGGCGCUGGCGCUGGUGAUGUGGGUGUGACCAUCGUGGACUCAAAUGGGCGCCGGGACACCGUGGAGGUGGUUCUGGAGAACAAAGGGGACAGCAUCUUCCGAUGCACCUAUGUACCCGUGCUGGAGGGGCCGCACACCGUCUACGUCACUUUUGCCGGACAGCAGGUUCCCAGAAGCCCCUUCCCCGUCUUCAUUGCCAAAGCUCCACAGAGCGUGUCGCUCCCCCCACCGGUGUCUGCCGUGUCUCCGGCGCAGCUUGUGCCUCAGUCAGUAUGCGCCCCGCCAAAGAGAGCCCCCCCUCCAACGCCACCUAAACCCAGGCGACCAACCUGCAACCCAAACGCCUGCAGGGCUUUCGGCCGAGGUCUGCAGCCCAAAGGUCUGAGGGUGAAGGAAGUGGCCGAGUUUAAAGUGGACGCCCGAAGCAGCGGAACCGGCGAGCUGCGGGUGGCGGUGAAGGGACCGAACGGCCUGGAGAACCCCGUGAAGGUGGUUGAGGUGGACAGCAGCCGCUACGAGUGUAACUACUACCCCAUCGUGACAGGAAGUUACAUCAUCAACAUCACUUGGGGUGGUCACAGCAUCCCGCGCAGUCCCUUUCAAGUCUACGUGAGUGAGGAGGCCGGGCCUCAGAAGGUGCGGGCCUGGGGUCCUGGUCUGGAGACGGGUAUGGUGGGAAAGAGUGCCGACUUUGUUGUGGAGGCCAUCGGGACGGAGGUGGGAACCCUCGGCUUCUCCAUCGAGGGUCCGUCUCAGGCCAAGAUAGAGUGCGAUGACAAAGGGGACGGCUCGUGUGACGUCAGGUACUGGCCCACUGAAGCCGGCGACUACGCCGUCCACGUCAUAUGUGACGACGAGGAUGUGAAGGACAGCCCCUUCAUCGCGCACAUCCUGCCUGCUGCGAUGGAUCUUCACCCAGAAAAGGUGAGGUGCUACGGACCGGGCCUCGAACCCGUCGGCUGCAUCAUCAACAAACCGGCGGAUUUCACCAUCGACAGCCGAGCCGCCGGCGCCGGCGAGCUCAGGCUCUACGCUCAGGAUGCCGAAGGCUGCCCGAUAGACGUGGAGAUAAGGGACAAUGGCGACGAGACCUUCUUGUGUGUUUACAUCCCCACAAAGCCCAUCAAGCACACCAUCGUCAUUACGUGGGCUGAGGUCAACGUUCCCAACAGCCCCUUCAGGGUGAGCAUCGGAGAGGGCAGCCACCCGCAAAAUGUGAAGGUUUUCGGUCCCGGCGUGGAGAGAAGCGGACUCAAGGCCAACGAGCCCACCUACUUCACGGUGGACUGUGGCGAGGCGGGACAAGGUGACGUCAGCAUUGGCAUCAAGUGCGCGCCUGGUGUGGUCGGACCAGCCGAGGCCGGCAUCGACUUCGAUAUCAUCAAAAAUGACAACGACACGUUCACGGUCAAGUACACGCCGCCGGCCCCGGGCCAGUACACCAUCAUGGUGCUCUUCGCCGACCAGGAAAUUCCAAUCAGCCCCUUUCGGAUAAAAGUGGAUCCUUCCCAUGACGCGGCCAAAGUGAGAGCAGAAGGACCUGGACUCAACAAAUUGGGUGUAGAAGCAGGAAAGCCAACACACUUCACCAUCUACACCAAAGGAGCCGGCAAAGCUCAGCCCGAGGUCCACUUUGGAGGCGGCGCGAAAGGUGACAUGGUUCGAGACUUUGAGAUCAUCGACAACCACGACUACUCGUACACAGUCCGCUACACCGCGACACACCAGGGAAGUUUGUCCAUCACCGUCCUCCACGGGGGCGACGCCAUUCCCAAAAGUCCAUUUCACAUCAAAGUGGCUCCACCUCUGGACCUCAGCAAAGUUCUCGUUCACAACCUGAACAACAAGGUGAACGUCGGAAAGGAUCAGGAGUUCAGCGUCAGUACUUCGGGCGCCGGCGGUCAGGGCCAACUGGAUGUGAAGAUCAUUUCUCCCUCUCACCGACCGAUUCCAUGCAAGCUGGAGUCCGGCGCAGCCAAUGAGAUUCAUUCGGUGAGGUACAUCCCGUCGGAGGAGGGGCCUUACAGAGUGGAAAUCAGCUAUGACGGGAACCCCAUCCCGGGAAGUCCCUUGGCAGUGGAGGCCACCUUACCCCCCGACCCCUCCAAGGUGCAAGCCUACGGCCCGGGUCUCGAGGGCGGCGUGGUGGGUAAACCGGCCCACUUUGCCAUCGACACAAAGGGAGCGGGCACCGGUGGUUUAGGCCUGACAGUGGAGGGUCCCUGCGAGGCCAAGAUCGAAUGCCAGGACAAUGGCGACGGGUCUUGCUCCGUGUCCUACCUGCCCACCGAGCCCGGCGAGUACAACAUCAACAUCCUGUUCGCUGACCAACACAUCCCCGGCUCCCCUUUUAAGGCCGCCGUCCAGUCCCCGUUCGACCCCAGCAGGGUGACGGCCAGCGGGCCCGGUUUGGAGCAGGGGAAAGCCCACCAAGCCGGUUCCUUCCUGGUGGACUGCUCCAAAGCCGGAGAGGCGGAGCUCACCAUCGAGAUCGUUUCCGAGUCCGGCUCCAAAGCCGAAGUUCACGUGGAGAACAACGGCGACGGAACCUACUCCAUCACCUACAUCCCGCGAUCUCACGGCGCGUACACCAUCACCAUCAAGUACGGCGGACACCCGGUACCAAAUUUCCCCACAGGCCUGCAAGUGGAAGCAGCCCUGGACAUCAGCGGCGUCAAGGUCUACGGACCUGGCGUGGAACCCAGGGGAGUCCUGAGAGAAGUCACCACACACUUCAUCGUGGAUGCCAGAAGUGUUUACCAGACGGCCGGCGGCCACGUCAAAGCGUACAUUUCCAAUCCGUCAGGCGCCAGCACAGACGCCUACAUUAUGGACAAGGCCGACGGCACGUACCACGUGGAGUACACACCUUUCGAGGACGGUCUGCAUGUCAUCGAGGUGUUGCUGGAUGAUGACACAGUCCCCAAGAGUCCCUUCAGGGUGUCCGUAAGUGAAGGUUGUGACCCAAGUCGAGUUCAGGCCUACGGGCCGGGCCUGCAGGAGGGUCUGGUCAACAAGCAAAACCGCUUUACAGUUGAGACCAGGGGUGCAGGCACCGGGGGCCUUGGCCUAGCCAUCGAGGGCCCGUCUGAGGCGAAGAUGUCCUGCAAGGACAACAAAGAUGGCAGCUGUAGUGUGGAGUACAUUCCCUUCACUCCUGGAGAGUACGACGUCAAUAUCACCUUUGGGGGACUUUCCAUUCCAGGAAGUCCAUUUCGAGUCCCUGUGCGAGAGGUGGUGGACCCCACCAAAGUGCGCUGUUCCGGACCGGGCCUCGGAAGCGCCGUUCGUGCUCAGGUCUUUCAGACCUUUACGGUGGACUGCAGCAAGGCCGGCGUAGCCCCGUUGGAGGUCCAGAUCUUCGGCCCCACAGGUGUCACCGAGCCCAUCAGCAUCUUAGACAACGGUGAUGGGACGCAUACGGUGAAUUACACCCCCGCCAACGACGGCGCUUACACCAUCUACAUCAAGUACGCCCAGCAGGAGGUCCCUCGGAGUCCGUUCAAGAUCAAGACCCUGCCGGCUCACGAUGCCAGCAAAGUCCGCGCCAGCGGCCCCGGUCUGAAUUCGUCGGGCGUUCCCGCCAGUCUGCCGGUAGAGUUCACCAUCGACGCCAGAGAUGCCGGCGAAGGACUGCUCACGGUUCAGAUCGUGGGUCCUGACGGGUGCGGGCACCAGGCUUCCGUGUUUGUGCAGGACUGGCACACGCGUGUCUGGGAAUCUCAUAUAGUCAAGAGAACCAUCCCGUUCUCCAUUCUUAAGAGAGCCUGUGAUCCUGAGAGCAAGCCCAAGAAGGCCAACAUUCGGGACAACCGCGACGGCACCUACACGGUGUCCUACGUCCCGGACAUCGCAGGCCGCUACACCAUCACCAUCAAGUAUGGCGGGGACGAGAUCCCGUACUCGCCGUACCGCAUCCAUGCUGCACCCUCUGGGGACGCCAGCAAGUGUCUCGUCACAGUGUCCAUCGGAGGACAUGGACCAGGGUCCGGUGUUGGCCCCACCAUCCAGAUUGGAGAGGAGACGGUCAUCACGGUGGAUGCCAAGGCUGCCGGGAAAGGCAAGGUCACCUGCAAGGUGUCCACGCCGGACGGGGCGGAACUGGACGUGGACGUGGUGGAAAAUGCAGACGGGACGUUUGACAUUUACUACACGGCGCCGGAACCCGGGAAGUACGUCAUCACCAUCCGCUUUGGAGGGGAGCACAUCCCCAACAGUCCUUUCCACGUACUGGCGACCAACGAUGCCACGGGCUCCAUCAAUGAGACGGAGGCCGUGCUGCGGCCGUUUAGUCUGGUCAUUCCCUUCACUGUGCAGACGGGCGACAUCACGGGUGAAGUGCGAAUGCCGUCCGGUCGCGCGGCCCAACCACAGAUCGUCGACAACAAGGACGGCACCGUCACCGUCAAGUACUCUCCGAUCGAGUGCGGCCUGCAUGAGAUGGACAUCAAGUACGAGGGCCAGCACAUCUCAGGAAGUCCGCUUCAGUUCUUUGUGGAUGCCGUGAAUAGCGGUCACGUGACAGCGUACGGCCCGGGUUUGAGCCACGGUGUGGCCGGCUCGCCAGCCACCUUCACCAUCGCUACCAAGGACGCCGGAGAAGGCGGUUUGUCUCUGGCAGUGGAAGGACCAUCCAAAGCCGAAAUCAGCUGCAAGGACAACAAAGAUGGCACCUGCACUGUUUCCUACCUGCCCACAGCGCCUGGCGAUUACAUUAUCAUCGUCAAGUUUGAUGACCAGCACAUUGCCGGCAGUCCGUUCACCGCCAAGAUCACCGGCAACGACCCUCUCGCCAUGUCUCAGCUCAACGUCGGCACGGCGACCGACGUCUCCUUGAGGAUCGUGGAGACGGACCUGGGCAGUCUGACGGCGACCAUUCAAGCGCCAUCGGGAAGCGAAGAGGCAUGCCUGCUGAAGAGACUCCCCAACAGACACAUUGGCAUCUCGUUCACACCCAAGGAAGUGGGCGAGCACGUGGUGAGCGUGAAGAAGGGCGGCAAGCACGUGACCAACAGCCCAUUCAAGAUCAUGGUGGCGCAGUCCGAGAUCGGGGAUGCCAGCAAGGUGAAAGUGUUCGGGCCGGGACUGCUGGAGGGACGCACCUUCGAGGUGGCCCACUUCAUCGUCGACACGAGGACCGCCGGCUACGGAGGUCUGGGUCUAUCCAUCGAGGGUCCCAGCAAGGUGGACAUCAACUGCGAGGACGUGGAGGACGGCACGUGCCGCGUCACUUACUGUCCCAGUGAGCCCGGAAACUACAUCAUCAACAUCAAGUUUGCCAACCAGCACGUCCCAGGAAGUCCUUUCACCGUCAAAGUGUUUGGUGAGGGCAGGAUGAAGGAGAGCAUCACCAGGAAGCGGCAGGCGCCCGCCAUUGCCACCGUGGGAAGCACAUGUGACCUUGACCUCAAGAUCCCGGGCAACUGGUUUCAAAUGGUUUCGGCGCAGGAGCGGGCGACUCGCACGUUCACGCGUAGCAGCCACACCUACACGCGCACCGAGCGCACAGAGAUCAGCAAGACCCGUGGCGGCGAGACCAAGCGAGAGGUCCGCGUGGAGGAGAGCACGCAAGUUGGAGACCCCUUUCGGGACGUCUUUGGAGACUUCAUGGGGCGGGAAAGUCUGAGCGGCUUUGGCGGAAAGUCGCCACCGCAGGAUGGUGAGCCGGCCCACCAAGAGAUGGCGGCUCAGGUGACCAGUCCCGGUGGCAAGUGUCAGGACGCCGAGAUCAUCCGCGGCGAGGAUAGCACGUACAGCGUCCGCUUCGUGCCACAGGAAAUGGGCGCUCACGUGGUGGAGGUCAAGUAUCGCGGACAACAUGUUCCCGGGAGCCCCUUCCAGUUCACCGUGGGCCCCUUGGGAGAGGGCGGCGCCCACAAGGUGCGGGCCGGCGGCACCGGGCUGGAACGGGGCGUGGCCAGCGUCCCAGCCGAGUUCAGCAUCUGGACCAGAGAGGCGGGGGCCGGCGGGCUCUCCAUCGCAGUGGAGGGUCCCAGCAAGGCAGAGAUUGCCUUUGAGGACCGCAAGGACGGUUCCUGCGGCGUCUCCUAUGUGGUCCAAGAGCCCGGAGACUACGAGGUUUCCAUCAAGUUCAAUGACGAGCAUAUCCCAGACUCGCCCUUCGUCGUCCCCGUGGCCGGUUUGUCGGACGGGGCCCGCCGCCUCACCAUCACCAGCCUUCAGGAUUCUGGACUCAAGGUGAACCAGGAAGCGUCCUUUGCGGUGCAGCUGAACGGAGCUCGAGGCGUCAUCGACGCCAAGAUCCACGCGCCUUCCGGAGCCACGGAGGAAUGUUUGAUCAGCCAGCUGGACGGCGAUCGGUACGCCAUUCGGUUCGUCCCCAAAGAGAACGGCGUCCACUCCAUCGACGUCCGAUUCGGUGAUAGCCACGUGCCCGGAAGCCCCUUCAAAAUUCGCGUGGGGGAGCCCGGUCAGGCGGGAGACCCCAGCAAGGUGUCGGCUUCGGGGCCCGGCCUGGAAAGGGGGAUCACAGGGGUCGCGUCAGAGUUCACGGUGAACACGUGUAAGGCCGGCAGUGGAGCUCUGUCCGUGACCAUCGACGGUCCCUCCAAAGUCCAGAUGAGCUGCCAGGAAUGUACCGAAGGCUACCUGGUGUCCUACACCCCAAUGGCUCCCGGGAGCUACCUGAUCUCCGUCAAGUACGCGGGAGCGCAGCACAUCGUCGGCAGCCCCUUCAAGGCCAAAGUCUCAGGUCCUAGUUUGUCCGGAGGUUCGAGCCUUCGUGAGACGUCAUCGGUUCUGGUGGAAACCGUCACCAAGUCCUCAUCCGGGAUGGCCGGGGCUUUCGCUUCCCUGCCCAAAUUCUCCUCGGAUGCGAGCAAGGUGGUCUCCAGGGGGGCCGGCCUCUCCAAGGCCUUUGUGGGCCAGAAGAACUCCUUCAUGGUGGACUGCAGCAAAGCGGGAAGCAACAUGUUGAUGGUGGGGGUCCACGGCCCCAGGGCCCCGUGCGAGGAGGUCUACGUGAAGCACGCGGGCCACAGGAUGUACAAUGUGACGUACACGGUGAAAGAAGUGGGAAACUACAUCCUCAUGGUGAAAUGGGGCGAUGCCCACAUUCCCGGGAGCCCCUUUCAUGUCACUGUACCGUGAUGACGUCUCUUUUUCUAAAGUUCUCUUGAGACAAAUCCAGUUGGUAGUUGCGAUGAAAGAGAUAUUUUUUUGGAAUCGGCUUUUGUUCUCUCUGCGGAAAUUUUGGCAGGCGGGAAGUGACAAAGAAAGUCUUAUCGUGGCUUUUCGAACGCCACGAUUGUUUCAUACGUUUCAUAACAAUGAAAGCAUUCAUAAGAAUGAAUAAAAGGUCACACGGCCAUCGGUUGUGUCAUUUUGAUUGCAAGU